Molecule: messenger RNA, 1640 nt
Organism: Polychytrium aggregatum
Lineage: Eukaryota; Fungi; Chytridiomycota; Chytridiomycetes; Polychytriales
Exons: 1
Coding region: 111-1460 (449 amino acids)
Source: RefSeq, a predicted model, not a curated record
AUCAUCCUCACUCGCUCGCUCGGCUUUGACCAGCAUCGACCAGCAUCGACCAGUGUCGGCCAGCGUCGACCGACAUUGCUCCACAUCCGGCGCCAGGCAGUGUGCCCGCAAUGGGUUCUCCGGUGCAAGACCGGAUCACGGUUGUCAUCACCUCGAGUCCUGUCCGGUCAAACCCCUCGAUCGGGGUGCUUGAGGCUGUGCUGGAGUCGUUCGGAAUCGUCCCCGGCCUUGGCCAAUGCAACGUCAUUGUCUCCUUCGACGGCUGCCGGCUCCACCACGAACUGCAAGCAAAAUCAGGCAGAGUCACCCGCGACGACUUGGGCCGGUACCUGACGUUCAAGGAGAAGGCCACCGCUUAUCUGCGCUCGUGUCUGGGUCUGCAACAGGGUCUGCAACAGGGUCUGCAACAGGGCCCCGAUAGCGACACAGCGGCCCUCGCUCAAACACUCCAGGGUGCUGUGUCGAUCUCCGACGCCGAGGACUCAUCGCCCCGGAACGACGACAACAACGACCCGGCAUCCGAAACCAGCACUCCGCAAACCGAUCCAGACAACCUGCUUCCAGUCCCACAGCCACAGAGCGAGGGCUGCGAGGUGCAGACUCGGCUGUUGCGCACGGGUGCUCGGUCAUCAUGCACUGCAACGAUCCAUCGAUACUGUGACUCUGGCGAUCGGCCAGGCCCUACCGAUACUGCCGCCGAAAGCAGCCCUCGCCCGUCGCCCAGGCUCACGGUCAUCCAUCUGGACGAUCGCAUCGGAUUUGCGCUCUCGGUCAAGUUCGCCCUGGACCAUGUCACGACUCCGUAUGUGUUCAUUGUCCAGCACGACUGGAAAUUCGUUACUCCUUUCCCGCUUGAGGGUAUCCUGAAUGCCAUGGACACACACCCAUCCCUCAACUACAUCGGCUUUACCUCGCGCAAGUCGGCACAGUACUCGAUGCGGCGAGGCGGCCCGUCGACGGGGCUGCCCAGGGGGACACUGGAUCCAAAUCCGUAUCCCAUCCCGCUCUGCCGUCUCUACUUUUGGUACGACAAGCCGCACAUCUGCCGGACAAACUAUUACCGAACCCAGGUCUUUGGCCAGGGCGUGCUGAAGCGCGGCGAUUUCAUCGAGGACACCUUUGGCCAGAUGAUGCUCGGAGACAUCAAGGCUAAUGGCACAGCUGCACACGACCGAUACGGCGCCUUUAUCUACGAUGCCGAGAGCCCGGAUUUCUACCUGGUCCAUGUCAACGGACGCAAGUUCAUGGACCGAGACGACCUCGCGGCGAUGAAGAUGCGGCUCAAGUCCGCCGGGAUCGAGAAGCGGGAUCAGCGCAUGGCGAGCAGCUCCGGUGACAUCGACAGAGCCGAAAGGGGCAGGAACGACAGCUCGAGCGGCGAGGAGCGCUAUGGCAUGGACUUUGACUCGCACCUGGCAUCAUCGCACGAGAACAUGUCCGGACCAGAGACGGCAUCAUAGCAUCGAGUGUCGAUGCUCCGACACACGCCUUAUACGGCCCCAAGCCAUCCGGAUGAUGGUCGACAGGUCGUUACUGGCUCCCUGAUCCUGGACGCAGUCAUCGCAGAUACAUGCAACGAGUACGAGUCGGACCGGCGACUGCAUGUCCGUCUCCAUGAAUGCAUCUAUGGCCGCUGCCGA